Messenger RNA from Arabis nemorensis, 504 nucleotides. The record is from the annotation of a GenBank genome assembly. NCBI's taxonomy places the organism in Eukaryota, Viridiplantae, Streptophyta, Magnoliopsida, Brassicales, Brassicaceae.
AUGUCUCUACUCAAAUCCCAAAACAUUUUAUUUCUCUUUGCAAUUGCUUUUUCAUAUAGCUUGGUUGUUGUUCCUUGUUUAGCCGAAGAUUGGAAACAAAUAUUCUUAGAGGCCCAUAACGAAGCCCGACACGAGGUUGGGGUAGACCCAUUGGUUUGGGGCGAUGAGGUCGCUGCUUUUGCCUCGAGCUAUGCGAAUAAGAGGAUCAGUGACUGUGCCAUGGUCCAUUCGAAUGGACCAUUUGGAGAGAACAUAGCGUGGAGUGGUGGAGAUAUGUCGGCUGAAGAUGCUGCAGAAAUGUGGAUCGACGAGAAAAAGUACUACGAUAACAAUAGGAACACGUGUAAUGAUCCAAAAGAUGGCACGUGUCUACAUUACACACAAGUGGUUUGGAACACCACCGUUAGAUUGGGAUGUGCUAAAGUCGCGUGUAACAGUGGUGGUACUUUUAUCACAUGUAACUAUGAUCCUCCUGGUAAUUACAUCGGUGAAAAACCAUACUAA